Talaromyces marneffei is the source of this 504-nucleotide messenger RNA. RefSeq lists its product as uncharacterized. The coding region runs from base 1 to 504 and encodes 167 amino acids. NCBI's taxonomy places the organism in Eukaryota, Fungi, Ascomycota, Eurotiomycetes, Eurotiales, Trichocomaceae. The transcript has a single exon. The record is from RefSeq and is a predicted model, not a curated record.
AUGUUUGAAAAUGGAUUCAAAGAAGGUCAGCAGCUCCAAGCGGCUCUAGAAGACAUGGAAGGGAUUGUAUCAGUGCAGAGUCUAGAGGCUUUCUUACAAUGGCUCUACCUUCGCGAAGUCAGUUUCGAUUUAGAUGAGCCAGAAAGUCAAAUUUCAGCCGCUAUCGAGCUUGCUCGGUUUGCAGACAUGUGCAAGAUAACCAGAAUCGAGUCUUAUAUCGCUGAGUAUUUCAAGCGAAUUUUGGUCAAAAACCCCGAACCUGAACCCGUCGAGUUUGGUAUUGAUAUCAACACCUAUUUUCUGACGAGCCAGCAUAUUGUUUCGACGACUUUCUUACCUCGAGGGCACACGGUCCGUCGAAUUCUCGCUGCAGCAAUGGUGGAGCAGUCUCUUCUCUGUGAAGAUGACUUAAUAUCGCAGCAGAUUUACAAGUAUCCUACCUUUGGAGUUGAUCUUCUCGAAGAAGUGAGAAAGACCCUUAAGGGAAUGACUAUCGGCCAAUAA